GCUGCUAUAUCGUUCGUGUAUGCUCUUAUCCCAGCUCGUGGGCCGACGAGAGAUCCCGGGGCAAAGGCGCCAAGAAGGAUAUGCUGGAGAAGGUCACGCCGAUUGUGCCCACCAUCGACAGCCCGUCUUCUGAGACUGGCCGCCAACGGCUUUCGCCAUCGGUGCCAUCGCCUGGCAGUGCCGAGGCCUCGACAUCGGCCCUCAGCUCCACCGAGGCCUCAUCCGGCAGGACAAGUGGGGAGCGGCCCGAAGCAGGAUCUGAUCGACCCGAGAUCCCGCGCGCGAGACCAACCCAGAGCUCGCCGUCCAACCUCUCCAAUGGCAGCACCGAUCGAGCAUCGACAGUGCCGACCGAUACCGGCUCUCGGCCCGAGUCUGCCAAAGAGAACGCUCGAACGGGACCAAGUGUGGUGAACGAGUCCGUUGCAGACAAGCCCAAGAAGAAGCCGAAAAAGAAACUCAACAACGGCGCGGCCACAGAUCAGCCAUCGCCGAAGGAAUCUAGCGAGGAUAAUAGGCCGGAGACCCCCAAUCGACAGAGCCAGCCGGGCCAGGCCGAUCAAGGCGAUAAAGCCACCCCGCCGGAGAAGAGCGGCAAGCCCAAACCAUCGAGCCAGCCCGACAAAACGAGCAAAGCUGACCCGGCUGCCAGCGUCAAGAAUGCCGGAGCUUCAAAGCCGAAUCCUCAGGCCGGAUCUCAGAGUACCGCGGGCGGCAAGGCUGCUGCUGCCGGCGCUGCAAACUCGACCAUGCCACCUCCAGCUCGCCCUACAGCAGCCGAGCCCCGCAUCGCAGCAGGCGGAGCCCCCGCUGUGGCUCAGACGAACAAGCCAUCGGAUAAGGUACCAAAGCCUCGCGAGGCGGCGCCGAUUCCAUCAACCUCGACACCAUCCUCGCAGAGCGGCGUUGCAAAGGGCAAGUCCAAAGGCGAUCCUCCGAAGCCGCAGCCGCAACAGGCAGGCGGAGGUGGUUCUGCAAAACCCAAGGCCGAACCAGCGCAGACCCAGUCUCCAGCUGCCAGCCCAGUCGUCCGUGCUCCUCCGGUGGUUCAGAGGAGCGGCCUCAACAAACCUAGCCAAACGAACUCUGGCGUCGCUGCACCCACAGCAAGCCAAGCCAGUGCCGGCACUGAUACAACCAAAACGCCAGAACCGCAGCCAUCCGCAGCUCUGAAACGAAAGGAACCACCGUCGAGUACUCAGCCAGAUUCAAAGAGACCGAAAUAUCCCCAAAGCCUGCUGCUUGAAAUGCUCAACAUGGAGUCGGAGCGACCGCCGGUGCCAGGUCUUUUACAUCAAGACGUCCUCGCGAUGAUCAACAACUUCCGGAAUAUAGCCAAAAAGGAAACCGUUGUCGGUCAAACCAAGCUUCCGCUCAACCUUCACGAGCCUCUUAGCGACAUCUGCAAAGCCGCUAUGGAUCAGUUAUGCAUCAACGAGAGUUUCAUUGGGCACUUGAUGAUGGCCCUUCCGUACAGCGCUAUCAACGUUAAGCGACUGGUCGAACGCAUUGUGCUACGUGAGCAAAUCAACACCCUGUGCCAGCGGUCGAAUGUGCUCUAUCCUGAGUUCCAAAAGAACAUUGAGCUUUAUGUAAAGCACCAUAACAAGAAGCUCCAAGACGAUAAGAGCAAAAGCGAGCAGGGCCCCGCUACUGGAGAAAGCUCCGGCGCAAAUAAGAAUCGCUCAACGACCUUCCGCUUUGCUCCGCUGCUCACGGAUGCCCUGAUGGAGCUGAUUGACAACGAAUGCGAGAUGGCCCGGUUGAACAAUGCCUUGUCCAAACUCGGCAACAAAGAUCCCCAGUACUUUGAAGAAAAAGUCCAACAGGCGUUUUAUGAAAAGAUAGUAAAGUUCUGGCCGCCGGGCAUGAUGACAAUCGACCAUCUAAAGAAGACCGUAUAUUUCCGGAGGCGCAGCAGCACCAAGAAGGACACCGACACCCCGGGGAAAGACUCGGCACCGUCACCGUCACCAUCGCCAUCGCCGUUGCCGGCAGCGUCAAACACCGCUGCAGCCGCAUCUGCAGCCAAAGCUACACCUCCGACCGCUAAUACAACUCCAGCCCGGGCCACGGCUUCUACCCCAACGCCUACUUCGAACCCUGUUACAACACCAACCCCCGCUGCAACUCGAGCACCGGCAUCGGCUGCCGCUCGAGCACCGGCAUCAGCCAAGGCACCGGCUCCCAAAGCACCAGCCCCAACACCUGCCUCCGCUUCAGCAUCAGCAUCAGCAGCGGCCCCUAAAGCGUCAGCACCGGCUCCUAAACCAUCAGCACCGACUUCCAAAGCUCCGACACCGGUACCAGCAUCAACACCGGCUCCGAAAGCCACAGCUCCAGCUUCGACUCCGGCUCCCAAAGCACAAGCCCCGGCCAAAGUACAAACCCCAAAACCCACCCCGGCUCCAACUUCGAAUCGAGCUACAUCUUCUGCCCCGGCCUCAGCCGCAGCUCCUGCCCCAGCUGCAACCCGACCAACUAAACCCUCAGCGCCAACCACAACUGCAACUGUGGCUUCACCUGCGGCCUCGACCCCGCGCACGACAUCAACGACGGCUCCGGCGUCGGCACGGGCCACGUUGCCGCCGACACCGACACCGACACACGCACACACCACAGCGUCACCAGCAUCAACACCCGCACGAACCACAACGCUGCCCACACCGCCACCCGCUCCUACAUCGGCACCAAAGCCCAAACCAAAGACGACCGCGGGAUCCUCGUCAGUCCCGAUGUCGAUGUUGGUAUCCGGUCCGGUCCUGGAUCCCCACGCAAAGCCUUCCGCCGCGCCAAGGAGCUCAGGAGCACCACCAGAAUCACCGGCGACAUUUAUGCCUUCAGCCGCAGCAGAGCCCAAGCCCAUAACGAGCCCAACGGGCCCAAAGAAUCCAGCGAAGGCGAGUGCGAGUGUGCCGCCAGCACCGAUGCCCCCCGCCUCGCGACAGUGAAGGGCCGAGCAGUGCGCUGCUCGCCGCAGUUUUGGGCGUGCUGGGCGUGCUGGGCGAGCCUCUGACGAAUAUGGCCGCGAUGAUCUGCAUAAUGUCUGCCGAGCGAUUGUUUCCCGUCUUGAUUGAUAAUUGAAGUGGGUACAAGAGGCAUAAUCUUGGCCGUUGCGGAUAAUAGAUGUGUGCACUUCUGCCCAAAGAGAUGCCAUAAAGCAACAUGUCGCC
Polychytrium aggregatum is the source of this 3173-nucleotide messenger RNA. RefSeq lists its product as uncharacterized. The transcript is spliced from 9 exons. NCBI's taxonomy places the organism in Eukaryota, Fungi, Chytridiomycota, Chytridiomycetes, Polychytriales. The coding region runs from base 81 to 2951 and encodes 956 amino acids. The record is from RefSeq and is a predicted model, not a curated record.